Oncorhynchus kisutch (coho salmon) is the source of this 2324-nucleotide messenger RNA. It is a transcript of the gene htr3a, whose product is annotated as 5-hydroxytryptamine (serotonin) receptor 3A. Bases 1 to 1482 code for a protein of 493 amino acids. Gene Ontology annotation, cellular component: postsynaptic membrane. Gene Ontology annotation, biological process: monoatomic ion transmembrane transport. The transcript is spliced from 9 exons. Gene Ontology annotation, molecular function: extracellular ligand-gated monoatomic ion channel activity; transmembrane signaling receptor activity. The record is from RefSeq and is a predicted model, not a curated record. NCBI's taxonomy places the organism in Eukaryota, Metazoa, Chordata, Actinopteri, Salmoniformes, Salmonidae.
AUGAGAGUUUCAGCACUCUGGACAGCGCUGGUCUUGCUUCUGAUUCAAGGCACCGCGAGAGCCUGCACAGUCAAGAAACUGAGCAAUAAUACCGGACGCUUUGCCAAUGCCACCUUGGUACGCCUCUCCGAAUACUUGAGUGCUGGGUACAAGAAGGGUGUGCGACCCGUGCGCAACUGGCGAAAUUGCACAAUGGUGGCCAUCGACCUUAUGGUGUACUCUAUCCUCAGUGUGGAUGAGAAGAACCAGGUUCUGACAACAUAUAUAUGGUACAGGCAGGAAUGGACAGACGAAUUCCUGGUAUGGAACCCAGAGGAUUUUGAUGAUGUGAAUCAAAUGUCCAUACCGACUGCGAACGUGUGGGUGCCUGACAUACUAAUCAACGAGUUUGUGGAUGUGGGGAAGUCUCCGGACAUUCCCUAUGUGUACGUGACCCAUUAUGGACUAGUGCGCAACUACAAGCCUAUCCAGGUGGUGACCGCCUGCACUCUCAACAUCUACAACUUCCCAUUCGACGUCCAGAACUGCAGCCUGACCUUUCAGAGCUGGCUCCAUACCCUUAAUGACAUCGAUCUCAAGCUGAUGAGGAGCGCAGAGGAACUCAAGGUGGACAAGAGUGUCUUCAUGAACCAGGGGGAGUGGGAGCUGCUUCACGUCCUGUCUAAAUACAAGCGCUUCAGUCUGGACAACAUUGACUCCUAUGCAGAGAUGAAGUUCAAUGUGGUGAUCCGACGCAGACCUCUGUUCUACACUGUGAACCUGCUGCUUCCCAGCAUCUUCCUGAUGGUGAUGGACCUGGUGGGCUUCUAUCUCCCUCCGGACAGUGGAGAGAGGGUGUCCUUCAAGAUCACCCUGCUUCUGGGAUAUUCCGUCUUCCUCAUCAUCGUCUCUGACACGCUGCCCGCCACCGCCAUCGGGACGCCGCUCAUAGGUGUAUACUUUGUAGUGUGCAUGGCCCUGUUGGUGAUCAGCCUGACAGAGACAGUGUUGAUAGUGCGACUGGUGCAUAAGCAGGACCUGCAGCCCCACGUACCCCAGUGGCUCAAACACUUGGUGCUGGAGCGGGCCACAGUCCUCCUCUGCAUCCGCAACAAACACAGCCUGUGCUCCAUACUGUCCAGGGACUCUGACCAUCUGGGCCACUACAAAGAGAACAACAUCAGCCCAGCUCGAUGCAAUCACCACCACCACCUUCACCACACCUGCGAGAGUGGCCGUGGUGGCGGGGACAUCAUGGAGCGGGGUCUGGGGGGCCUGUCUGUGGUGCGUGACAACACGCCGCCCGUCAUGGACAACAUCCUGCAGGAAAUCUCAUCUAUCCGCGGCUUCCUGGAGAAGAGGGACGAGUCCCGGGACAUCGCCAAGGAGUGGCUGCAGGUGGGCUACGUGCUGGACGUCCUGCUCUUCAGGGUCUACCUGGUGGCCAUGCUGGCCUACAGCAUCACCCUGGGGACCCUCUGGUCCGUGUGGCAGUACGCCUGAGGGCCUCACAGUGGAGGAGGGCCUGACGGUGAAGGUGGAGGGCUUCACUGUGGAGAAGGGGACAGAGGGCUAAAGCGUGCCUGAUACAAAAGCGUUUUAUUGAGGUCGAUCUAUUUAGUUGAGCCUCAUGGUGGAGGUAAAGUAGGGGGUCGUUUGAGUCUGGGGUAAUUCUCGGGAGUAGAGGAACGAGGGGGAAGAUGAUAGAUUGGAUGUUGGUAUAGUUUACACUCAUUUCCCUUAGCCAGUUGCCCCUUUCUAACACUGUCUAUCUUACUGCUCUGUGUAUUGUUCGGGUCUUGAUUACCUAGGACAGGCCUAAAGAGCUGUUGAAAAAGUUCAGAUAUUGUAUCCUUUGUCAGCAUACAGGUGUAUUUAUAUUUGUUUAUUUGGAUCCCCAUUAGCUUUUGCAGACACAGCUACUCUUCCCGGAGUCCAGAAAAAACAACACAUGACAAGUGACAAAACACUGAUAGACAAGGACAGUCACACACAUUUAAAAUACAACGAAAUACUCACAGUACAACUACAAAAUAAAGUAUGCUACUUGAUAAUGGCACAAUAUUUCAUGCAUUAUUCACUUUUUUUCAAAAUCAUCUACUAAUGUGUACCAACAGCUGUAUUGAUGUGAAGGAAACCAUAUCUUUAGAAUAGUCGACAUGGUACCAUGCACAUAAAAUGAAUAAAUAUGCCAUACCUUAGAUUUUGUAUGUCCAAUAAUGUUUAAUAUAGUUGGGGAGCAAUGAGCUCCCCUGCAUAUUUCAUGUUUUUUUUUUAAUAUCUCUUCAAGCCUUAUGGAGGAGAGGUUUUGCUAUUUGCUUGCAUUUGCUUUAAAAUGGCAUAGU